AACGUCUGAUGUUCGUCAGCCGAUAUGACAUCCAUCCCCUCGCAGCUCUGUUGCGCAGACCAUCCCGCAUCACUUCUGUCUCUUAGAAACGGGGCAUGGUGCAGCAACCAAAAUGACUUCCAACGAAGAUGUCAUGAUGGCAACAUCACCCCGCGAGCUUACUCAGAAUCCGCUGAAGAAAAUAUGGAUGCCAUGUAAAAACGGGCUGCCUGAAAAGCACAUUUCACAGAGAAGGGUAUGUAUGACCAACUGUCCCACCCUUAUUGUGACGGUUGGCCUCCCAGCCAGAGGUAAGACCUACAUCUCCAAGAAGCUGACCCGCUAUCUCAACUGGAUUGGUGUGCCAACCAAAGAGUUCAACGUGGGUCAGUACAGGAGAGAGUGUGUGAAGAUCUACAAGUCCUUUGAGUUUUUCCGUCCAGACAAUGAAGAGGGGCUGAAGAUCAGGAGGCAGUGUGCACUGACAGCGCUGAAUGAUGUGCGCCAGUACCUGAGUGUGGAGGCGGGCCAGGUGGCGGUGUUUGAUGCCACGAACACCACACGGCAGAGGAGAGGGACCAUCACCAGGUUUGCAGAACAGAACGGCUUUAAGGUGUUCUUUGUGGAGUCUGUGUGUGAAGACCCUGAUGUCAUUGCGGAGAACAUAGUGCAAGUGAAGCUGGGUAGUCCUGACUACAUAGACUGUAAUACAGAAGAGGUCGUUGAGGAUUUCAUGAAGAGGAUCAAGUGCUAUGAGAACUCUUACCAGCCACUGGAUGAGGUUCUAGACAGGGAUUUGUCCUACAUCAAGAUAAUGGAUGUGGGCCGGAGGUACCUGGUGAACCAGGUCCAGGACCACAUACAGAGCCGGAUCGUCUACUACCUGAUGAACAUCCACAUCACACCACGCUCCAUCUACCUGUGUCGCCAUGGAGAGAGUGACCACAACGUCAAGGGACGCAUCGGAGGAGACUCUGGCCUGUCUGGCAGGGGCAAGGAGUUUGCAAAGUGUCUGGAGAAGUUCAUCCAAGAGCAGAACAUUAAGGAUCUGAAGGUGUGGACCAGCCAGAUGAAGAGGACCAUCCAGACAGCUGAGGCUGUGGCUGUGCCCUACGAGCAGUGGAAGGCUCUCAACGAGAUAGAUGCUGGAGUGUGUGAGGAGAUGAUGUAUGAGGAGAUUCAGGGACAUUUCCCUCAGGAGUUUGCACUGAGAGACCAGGACAAAUACCGCUACCGCUACCCUAAAGGAGAGUCCUAUGAGGACCUGGUGCAGCGUCUGGAGCCAGUCAUCAUGGAGCUGGAAAGACAGGAGAACGUCCUGGUCAUCUGUCACCAGGCUGUCAUGCGCUGCCUGCUCGCUUACUUUCUGGAUAAGAGCGCAGAGGAGCUGCCUUACCUGAAGUGCCCUUUGCACACUGUACUGAAGCUGACACCUGUGGCUUAUGGCUGUAAAGUAGAGUCUGUCUUUUUGAACGUGGAAGCUGUGAACACCCACAGGGACAGGCCAGAGAAUGUAGACACUUCACGGAUGCCGGAGGAAGCCCUGUUCACAGUCCCCGCCCACCAGUGAUUAGGGACAGUUCCCAAGACUACAGAGUGACAUCACUCACCAUGGCCACUUCCUCUACUCAAUCAGCAAUCAAUCCAAAUUUCUCUUUUAAUUUGUUCCUUGCAGUGGGAUUGGAAAAAAAACGUAUCCGGAUUGGACAUAUUCCUCGUUCAGGUUCACCUCAUCUUUCUCUUUUCUUCUGUGCAAUGAAAGUCUAGACAACUGGAAUCCAGUUCAAUGGUGAUUUGCCCCACUAUCGGGGUAUGUGUGAGAGUGUGUGCAUGUGAGUGUGUUUUGUAUGUGUGUGAGUGUAUAUGAUCAAGAUAAGGACAAUCUGAUUUGAAACCUAUUUUAAAUACAGGACAUAUGGCUUUUCAUCAAAUUGUAGAGUUGAGCUUUUCUGAAAUCGUGUCUGUCACAGGCAGCCCAAUUCUGAUCUUUUUCUACUAAUUGGUCUUUUUACCAAUCAGAUUAACUCUUUUUUUCACAAUAAUUUGGCAAAAGAUCAGAGUUGGGCUGCCUGUGCAAACACAGUCAAAGAACCAUAUGUUGACAUUGUACAUUGCUUGUUCUUAGUAUUUUAGUGUUUGUCCACCCCAUUUAAAAAAUAAUAAUAAUGUAUUUGUUGAAUUUCCUAUUAAACUAACUAUUGCAUUACAAGUUUGAGGCUGUGAUAUGCAGACUCUAAAGCGGGGACACGAAUUGUAGCUAGUAAUUUUUAUGUCUGGUAUAAAAUCAGGCUGUUCCUAUAAAGGCAGUUUUGCGUAUCUAUCAUUUUCAAUUAAAUUAAUCUUCAUCUAGUUAAAAUCUAAAGAGAUUGACAAGUUUGUUUCCACGUUGCAUCAGUGAUAUGCUAUAUCUAGAAUGUUUUUAUCUAUUGUUCAAUGUCUACUAAUGAAGGAUACUUUAUCUAAAAUGCUGCUGUAGUUCAGUAGCACAGGAAUAGUUGUUGCUAUCAUAACAAAUCAAUUGAAAUGACUUCUAAUGCCUGUGUAAACGCAUAUAUUUGUAAUGAUCACCAUAAUCAGUUGUCUGUAAUGCGUUGAAUGUCAUUAAAUCGCUCACUGGUAUUAUAUAGUUUUAAGCAUUUUCAGCAUGUCUUGUUUGUCAAAGUGUCAAGAAUAUGAUUCUGUCAAUGUAAAUAUCUACAUCAUCCAAAUGUAAUAAAUAUUUUGAGUCUC
Oncorhynchus keta (chum salmon) is the source of this 2709-nucleotide messenger RNA. RefSeq names its product 6-phosphofructo-2-kinase/fructose-2,6-bisphosphatase 4-like. Bases 113 to 1549 code for a protein of 478 amino acids. Gene Ontology annotation, cellular component: cytosol. NCBI's taxonomy places the organism in Eukaryota, Metazoa, Chordata, Actinopteri, Salmoniformes, Salmonidae. Gene Ontology annotation, biological process: fructose 2,6-bisphosphate metabolic process; fructose metabolic process. The transcript is spliced from 14 exons. Gene Ontology annotation, molecular function: fructose-2,6-bisphosphate 2-phosphatase activity; ATP binding; 6-phosphofructo-2-kinase activity. The record is from RefSeq and is a predicted model, not a curated record.